Selaginella moellendorffii is the source of this 336-nucleotide messenger RNA. RefSeq lists its product as uncharacterized. The transcript has 2 exons. The record is from RefSeq and is a predicted model, not a curated record. NCBI's taxonomy places the organism in Eukaryota, Viridiplantae, Streptophyta, Lycopodiopsida, Selaginellales, Selaginellaceae. Bases 1 to 336 code for a protein of 111 amino acids.
AUGGCCAUUUCGAGAGGAGAUGAUCAGCAUGUACGGCAAGUGUUGGCCAAGCUCUGGGAACACAACCUUUAUGCAAAGCUUGAGAAGUGUUUCUUCAAUCGGGAUUCCAUUGAGUAUCUGGGGUAUAUUGUGUUUCCACAAGAGGUUGCAAUGGAUCCUGCAAAGGUAAAAAUGAUCCAAGAAUGGGAGGUGCCGAAGAUUGUCACUGACGUGCAGUGUUUUCUUGGUUUCACUAACUUUUACCAUAAGUUCAUUGACGGGUACUCUGACUUGGUGUUGCCAUUAACAGCUCUGACCCACAAGGACGUGCCAUUCGAGUGGUCCCCAGCUGCCUAA